AUGCUGGGCUCGCUUUAUUUAGCUCUGGCCGCGGCAUUGGUCGCCUCGCCAGUCCACGCACGUUCACUGUGGCCAGAAAAGUCAACCCCUUGGUCGCGAAUCACCCCUGCGGAGGGUGCGGUGGUCGUGGACAACAGCGCAAAGCCAUACCAGGGAUCGUACAUGACGUUCCAGGCCGGCGUCGAUGCGCUGAACAAGACAACCAGGACGCCGCAGAAUCUGUUUGUUUUCCCGGGCACCUAUGUCGAGCAAGUGUACAUUCCGCUGCUGGCAUCCAACCUGACGGUCCAGGGCUACACGCGCGACGCCCGCGGCUACGAGAGAAACCAGGCCACAGUCACGUACAACCUCGCGCUCAUCAACACGACCUCGGACGACCUGACGGCCACCUUGCGCCAGUGGAACACCAACACGAAGGUGUACAAUCUCAACGUGGUCAAUACGUUCGGCCACAUCCACUCGAAUGGCCAGAACCUGGCCGUCUCGGCGCACACGACGGCCCAGGCCUACUACGGCUGCCAGCUCAUAGGCUACCAGGACACACUGCUGGCCAACACGGGCACGCAACUGUACGCGAAGAGCCUGAUUGUCGGCGCCGUCGAUUUUAUCUUCGGCCAGACGGCGCUCGCGUGGCUCGAAGGCGUGGACAUCCGCACGACUGCCGCGGGCUACAUCACGGCCUCGGGCCGCAGCAGUGACACGAACCCGUCGUGGUACGUCAUUAGCCGCUCCACGGUAUCGGGCAACAACGACUCGGUCGCAGCGGGUGGCAGCUAUCUGGGCCGCCCAUGGGGACCGUUUGCGCGCGUUGUCUUCCAGGAGACGUAUCUGGGCAGCAUCGUCGCCGCGGCCGGCUGGAAGCAGUGGUCGACGAGCACGCCCAACACUGACCAUGUGACGUUUGCCGAGUACAACAACCGCGGCCCUGGCUCGGUGCAGGCCGAGAGCCCGCGCGCCAGCUUCAGUGAACAGCUGGCGGCGCCCGUCUCGAUCCGGUCGAUUCUCGGCGCCAACUUCCAGGACGAGUGGUGGGUGGACACGAGCUACCUCGACCCGAGCGACUUGGCCCCAGGUGGGUCGACCACGUCGACGUCGACUGUGUCCACCACAUCGGCCGCGUCCAGCAUGGCCACCACCACGACACCAUCGAGCCCCACUGCCUCGACCAACCCAUGCUUCUGCACCGAGUAUGCUCAAAUCGCCACGGCCGUGGCGUCGUGCACCGACAUUGUGCUGUCCAACAUUGCCGCGCCCAACGGCGCAGCGAUUCGCCUGUCGGGCCUCAAGACGGGCGCAACGGUCACGUUUGACGGGCGCACGACGUUUGGCUUUGCCAACUCGUCGUCGUUUAGCCCCAUCACGAUUCGCGGCACCGGCGUUACCAUUACAGCCAGCCCGGGUGCGGUCAUUGACGGCAACGGCCCGGCCUACUGGGACGGCCUGGGCUCCAACGGCGGCACGCCCAAGCCCGACCAUUUCAUCGUCCUCAAGCUCACGGGCCACUCGGUCGUCCAGAACCUGCACGUCCAGAACUGGCCGGUGCACCUGUUUUCCAUUUCCGGCAGCAAGGAUCUCGUGAUGCAGGACCUCGUUCUGGACAACUCGGCCGGCGAUGCGCCCAACAACCGGAGUGGUGGUCGGGCCGCCGCGCACAACUCGGACGGCUUCGACCUCAGCUCGUCGGUCAAUGUUCUGCUCCAGCGCAUUGUCGUCGACAACCAGGACGACUGUGUGGCUGUGACAAGCGGCAACAAUGUGACGGUCAGGGACCUUGUCUGCCGCGGCGGCCAUGGCCUCUCGAUUGGGUCCGUCGGCCUCAAGUCGAACAAUAACGUGACUAACAUUGUGUUUUCCAACUCGUCGGUGGCCAACUCGGAAAACGCCUGCCGCAUCAAGACAAACUACAACGCCACCGGCCAUGUCGCCAACAUUACCUUCUCCAACAUUGCCGUCAGCAACAUAUCCAGAUACGGCAUCGACGUCCAGCAGGACUACCUCAACGGCGGCCCCACAGGCAACCCGUCCAACGGCGUGCUGAUUGAAAACGUGCUCUUCCACAACGUGACGGGACAUUCCAGCGCCUCGGCGCAGGACUACUACGUGUUGUGUGGCGACGGGGCGUGCUCGAAUAUUGCGUUUUCCAACGUGUCCAUUGCGGGUGGCGCCGUGGCUAGUCGCUGCAACUACCCAGCGACCGGAUGUCCGUCGUGA
This is a messenger RNA of Sporothrix brasiliensis 5110, 2211 nucleotides long. RefSeq lists its product as uncharacterized. The record is from RefSeq and is a predicted model, not a curated record. Bases 1 to 2211 code for a protein of 736 amino acids. NCBI's taxonomy places the organism in Eukaryota, Fungi, Ascomycota, Sordariomycetes, Ophiostomatales, Ophiostomataceae. Gene Ontology annotation, biological process: pectin catabolic process; cell wall modification. The transcript has 2 exons. Gene Ontology annotation, molecular function: pectinesterase activity; polygalacturonase activity. Gene Ontology annotation, cellular component: extracellular region.